GCUUCGAGGUAUCGUAGGACUCCACACAAAUGUGGAGGUUCAGGAAUCCACAUAUUUGGGAGGAAAAGCCGUUUGGACCGGGCUUAGAAGAUUCAUCAGCUGCUCAUGUUGGAGAGGGGUCAUAUACCUAUGCUGGUUCUUUGCCAUCUAUGCUACACAACGAGAAUAGACGCGAGAGCAGAAACAUGCAAGAAGCUAGCAAUGCGUAUGAUCGCAGUAUACUCUGCAAAUUCCAUCCGUUUGAGACUUCCACUCUUCUCCCACGUCGAGACCCCUUUCCAGAAAGGAAUCAUCAUGCACGCCGCCAGGCAAACGAUCACCGCCAGCUUCCCACGAUCGGAGAUAAUCUGUUUGACCACCCUGAGAUUGCAAAAAUGAUGCCGUUUCCCGCCCUUCCAGAUCGAUAUCUACACUACUCAGAACUAGUGACUCGGCGUCUCUGCGACCUCGACAAUCCUCAGAACGGAUUGGUUCAGCCCAAAUUUUGCUUUCCGCUCAAGCCCGAUCGCGAUGGAAACUAUAUUGAAAUGCAAACCCAUCAGCCUUGCCGCGGCUGCCGACACUUUCGAUCCGAGAUUGAGACUGACCCUGCCUCUAAAAUUGAGAGUGUUCCGCUCAUUAAGCUGCCGGUAAUUGCACACGGACACGGAUCUCAUCAUGCCGCUCCCCCUGAUCCUACCUCUGAUCCUACUGCUGGUGCUACAGCUGGGACUGCUGGAAUUCCCGAAAAUGAACUCAUUCAGCCCCAUGCUGAAGAGGACGCAGGCGGGUAUGACGCAGACGAGGAGGACGAGAACGGACAAGUCACCGAAGGCCCUGAAGGAAUCUCAGACGACGUGGACGACGGAGACGGAGAGGCCAUGGAGGGCAUUGAAGGCGGAGAAUUUGACGAAGAAUUCGUUGACGAGAUGGACGAAGACGCAAUUCAAGAAAUCCAAAAUGACGAGACCAUCGCACACAUUGAGAACAGAGGAGCUGGUAAAGGGGCAGUAAACAGCGGCCACACCACCGAGGACGAACAGGCAGUCAUCUCCAUGGGCGGAUCUACCUGGCGAGUCAUUCCUCUUAAUGACGGAAGUGGCCAGAAUAGGUACGAAGAAGUAGAGGGCAACGGAGGUGGAGAAGCGUCUGUUGAUGCCAUGGAUGAAGAUGGAAUCGACCACUUUGCUAGAAAUGAGCCUAAUGCGGGUGAUAAGCACGGAGGAGACAGUGCCAAAAUUGAAAAGAACGAUGAUCAUGAUGCUGCUGAGGACGCACAGGAAGUUAUUUUCAUCAAUGGGUGCGCUUGGCGACUCGCCCCGCGCAAUGAUGGGCGUAGAAGGACUUGGUACGAGCGCGUCCCAGAUCAUGAAUUGGAUACCGUUCAGGAGUGGCAGCAGGCUAUUGAUUUUCCUUAGUACGAACAGAUGAGGUACGGGAUGGAACACUGACCACAAUCGUCAAGGUCGAUGCGCGAUACAUGAUGCACGAUGCGUGGUGCGUGGUGCGUGGUGUGUGAGGCAAGACACCUGAUACCUACUCUCUAUUACCUGUGACCCGAUAUUCUCUUCACAGUCCUGCAUGGUUACAUUCAUCAACAUUUCACAAAGAUUUUUUUUUUCCGAGCCUGAGACCAAGGGGACGCGGAUCUCUGAAACCAGAU
This is a messenger RNA of Xylona heveae TC161, 1642 nucleotides long. RefSeq lists its product as hypothetical. The record is from RefSeq and is a predicted model, not a curated record. NCBI's taxonomy places the organism in Eukaryota, Fungi, Ascomycota, Xylonomycetes, Xylonales, Xylonaceae. The transcript has 3 exons. Bases 30 to 1397 code for a protein of 455 amino acids.